This is a messenger RNA of Coregonus sp. 'balchen', 11550 nucleotides long. Lineage: Eukaryota; Metazoa; Chordata; Actinopteri; Salmoniformes; Salmonidae. The record is from the annotation of a GenBank genome assembly.
AGCUGAGACCAGCGAUGCCGCCGCGGCCUGAAUCCAGCCCCUGUCGGGACAUGAAACCAGAAAACAUAAUUAACCUGUUUGAUGCUGCUGCUCCUGACAUCAGUGUCACAUCCCCAACACAGGUACGGACUGUUAUCUGUUACCUCUGGAGCUCAGCUGGUAGAGCACUGCGCUGGUAGGCGCUGGUAGAGCACGGCGCUGGUAGAGCACGGCGCUGGUAGAGCACGGCGCUGGUAGAGCACGGCGCUGGUAGAGCACGCCGCUGGUAGAGCACGGCGCUGGUAGUGGGUUCGAUCCCCGGAACCACCCAUACGUAAAAAUGUAUGCGCACAUGACUGUAAGUCGCUUUGGAUAAAAGCAUCUGCUAAAUGGCAUAUUAUUAUUAUUAACCUAAGCCUAACUGUACCCUAACCCUUACUCUACCCUAACCCCUACCCUAACCCCUAACCCUGACCCUACCCUAACUGUACCCUAACCCUAACUCUACCCUGACCCUUUUUUAUGCAUGAAAAGCACUUAUUGUAUAUUUAUUUUAAUUGUACAUAAUUAAUUGUACAUAAUUGGUGCAUUUCCUGCAGUCGAUAUAUUUUUUUGUCAUACCUUGACGGGGGGUAUUUUUUGGCGGCAGGUUGCAGUGUAGAUCAACAUGAAUAUAUUCCUUCACAAUCAUUGUAUUCUUGUUCUAGCUGGGGCUUCACUUGCCUUCAAAAGGAAAACUUAUCCUAAAUUAAAAAUCAAGGGAAUUUCACAAUAAAAGUCUAACCUCAAUUGUGCCUUUUCCUAAAACUAAUAAAAGCCAUCUUAUGUGGACAUCUAGGAGUCACAGCGGAAAUCACCUGUGGGUUUAUGAAAUAAAAGAGGGUUAGAAAACACUGUCUAUGAAAUUAUUGUAUUUAUUUAUUUAUUGGUUUGGUUUGACUCUACCCUGACCCUACCCUAACCCUUACUCUACCCUGACCCUACCCUUACUCUACCCUGACCCUACCCUAACCCUUACUCUACCCUGACCCUACCCUAACCCUUACUCUACCCUGACCCUACCCUAACCCUUACUCUACCCUGACCCUACCCUAACCCUAACUCUACCCUAAACCCUACCCUAACCCUUACUCUACCCUGACCCUACCCUAACCCUAACUCUACCCUAAACCCUACCCUAACCCUUACUCUACCCUGACCCUACCCUAACCCUUACUCUACCCUGACCCUACCCUAACCCUAACUCUACCCUAAACCCUACCCUAACCCUUACUCUACCCUGACCCUACCCUAACCCUUACUCUACCCUAAACCCUACCCUAACCCUAACUCUACCCUGACCCUACCCUAACCCUUACUCUACCCUGACCCUACCCUUACUCUACCCUGACCCUACCCUAACCCUAACUCUACCCUGACCCUACCCUAACCCUAACUCUACCCUGACCCUACCCUAACCCUAACUCUACCCUGACCCUACCCUAACCCUUACUCUACCCUGACCCUACCCUAACCCUUACUCUACCCUGACCCUACCCUAACCCUUACUCUACCCUGACCCUACCCUAACCCUAACUCUACCCUAAACCCUACCCUAACCCUUACUCUACCCUGACCCUACCCUAACCCUUACUCUACCCUGAACCCUACCCUAACCCUAACUCUACCCUAAACCCUACCCUAACCCUAACUCUACCCUAAACCCUACCCUAACCCUUACUCUACCCUAAACCCUACCCUAACCCUUACUCUACCCUGACCCUACCCUUACUCUACCCUGACCCUACCCUAACCCUAACUCUACCCUGACCCUACCCUAACCCUUACUCUACCCUGACCCUACCCUAACCCUUACUCUCUACCAACUGACCCUACCCUAACCCUUACUCUACCCUGACCCUACCCUAACCCUUACUCUACCCUGACCCUACCCUAACCCUUACUCUACCCUAAACCCUACCCUAACCCUUACUCUACCCUGACCCUACCCUAACCCUAACUCUACCCUAAACCCUACCCUAACCCUUACUCUACCCUGACCUACCCUAACCCUUACUCUACCCUAAACCUACCCUACCCUAACCCUUACUCUACCCACCCUACCAACCCUUACUCUACCCGAAACCCUAACCCUAACCCUUACUCUAACCCUAAACCCUACCCCUAACCCUACUUACUGACCACCAACCUUACUCUAACCCUGACCCUACCCUAACCCUUACCUACCACCCUACCUAACCUAACUAGACCCUACCCUACCCUAACCCUUACUCUACCCUGACCCACCCUAACCCUUACUCUACACUGACCCUACCCUAACCACUAAAACUACUAACCCACUAUACCCUACACCUAACCCUUACUCUACCCUGACCCUAACCCUAACCCUUACUCUAACCCUGAACCCUACCCUAACCCUACUCUACCUAAACCCUACCCUAACCCGUACUCUACCCUAAACCCGACCCUAACCCUUACUCUACCCUGAAACCCUACCCUACCUACCCUACCCUACCUACCCUAACCCUAACUCUACCCUAAACCCUACCCUAACCCUCGUACUCACCCUAACCUACUACCACCUAACCCUACACUACCUAACCUCUACCCUAAACCCUACCCUAACCCUUACUCUACCCUAAAACCCUACCCCUAACCCUAUACAUACCAAAACCUAAACCCUACUAACCAUACCUACCCUAAACCCUUACUCUACCCUACACCCUACCCUAACACCUAACCCUAACUACCCUAAACCCUACCCUAACCCUUACUCUACCCUGAACCCUACCCUAACCCUUACUCUACCCUGACCCUACCCUAACCCUUACUCUACCCUGACCCUACCCUAACCCUUACUCUACCCUAAACCCUACCCUAACCCUUAACUCUACCCUAACCUACCCUAACCCUUAACUCUACCCUGACCCUACCCUAACCCUACUCUACCCUGACCCUACCCUAACCCUUACUCUAACCCUAAACCCUACCCUAACCCUACUCUACCCUAAACCCUACACCCUAUACCCUUACUCUACCCUAACCCUACCCUAACCCUAACUUCUACCCUGACCCCCUAAACCCUAACCCUUACUCACCUACCCUAACCCUUACUACCUAACCCUAACUCUACCCUGACCCUACCCUAACCCUUACUCUACCUGAACCUUACCUUAUCUACCCACCCUACCCUAACCCUACUCUACUACCACCGACCCUAACCCUAACCCUACUCUACCCUGACCCUACCCUAACCCUUACUCUACCCUAAACCCUACCCUAACCCUAACUCUACCCUGACCCUACCCUAACCCUUACUCUACCCUGACCUACAACCUUACUCUACCCUGACCCACCCUACCCUUACUCUACCCUGAACCCUACCCUAACCCUAACUCUACCCUGACCCUACCCUAACCCGCUACUACCUAACCCAUACAAACAUACCCUACCCUACCCUAACCCUACUCUACCCUGACCCUACCCUAACCCUUACUCUACACCUAAACCCUACCCUAACCCUUACUCUACCCUGACCCUACCACCUUACUCUACCCUGACCCUACCCUAACCUAACUCUAACCCUGACCCUACCCUAACCUUACUCUACCCUAAACCCUACCCUAACCCUACUCUACCCUACCCUACCCUAACCCUUACCUACCUAACCCUAACCUACUACCCUAACCUCUAACCCUACCCUAAACCCUUACUCUACCCUACAACCUACCCUAACCCUAACUCUACCCUAACCUACCCUAACCUAUACCUCUACCCUAAAACCCUACCACCUGACCCUACCCUUACUCUACCCUGACCUACUAAACCCUAACUCUACCCUGACCCUACCCUAACCCUACUCUACCCUGACCCUACCCUAACCCUACUCUACCCUAACCUACACCCUAACUUAACCUGACCCUACCCUAACCCUAAAUACCCUGAUACCUACUCUACCCUGACCCUACCCUAACCCUAACUCUACCCUGACCCUACCCUAACCUACUUACUACCUGCCCCUAAACCAACCCUACCUCUAACCUCUACCUAAACCCUACCCUAACCCUUACUCUACCCUGACCUACCCUAACCCUAACUCUACCCUGACCUACCCUAACCCUACUCUAACCCUGACCCUACAACCUUACCUAACUAACCUAACUAACUUCCUACCACCUAACCUACUCUACCUACCCUACCACCUUACUUACCCAAACCUACCCUAACCCUUACUCUAACCCUGACCUACCCUUACUACCCUGACCUACCCUAACCUUAUCUACCUGACCCUACCCUAACACUACUUCCUGACCCUACCCAACCCUAACUCUACCCUACCCUCACCUACCCUUACUUACCUAAACCCUACCCUAACCCUUACUCUACCCUGACCCUACCCUAACCCUAACUCUACCCUGACCCUACCCUAACCCCUACUGCAGGGGUCAGCAACAGGUGGCCCGCGGGCCAAAACCCUGACCAUCCACUCGGACAUAAAUCGGCCCGCGGCUAAAUCUAGUUGCCUACCCCUGCUUUACUGUAUCGUAACCCUAGCAAGCUGUUGCAUAUCAACAGUGUUGAUAUUUUGUUGAUAGGUAUUUUAUUGGGGAGCAUCCACCAGUGUUGGGUCAAUAAGGAAGUUAUCUGAAUUUAAAAUAAAAAUAUAUAUACUUUUUUGGGACAUAAAUGAAUACCUUCUCCUUUUCAGAUUACUGACAAGUUAUUGAAAAUAACAAUUAUUGAAUUAAUUGGAAUUUCAGUUUUCUUCCUGAAUUGACUCCCUUCCAAUUCGACUUGACCCCAACUCCACAUAAUGUGUGACCCUUGCUAAUCCCACUCCUGUUAACUGUUUGUCGUCUCCUCCCUCCCCCUGUCAGUUUGACAGCCCUGCUGGGGCCAACCUGUUGGACAUGGACCUGUCCACCCUGGCUCCACCAUGUCAUGGUGGCACAGCCGUGUCCCCAGCCUCUCAGGUGGGUUGGCCCGGUCUGUCAGAUGGCCAGGCAGACAAUAUGUCAAGUGGGCGCUCUGUCAUAUUGGUAUCAGCUCCUACACAGUGGGGAGAACAAGUAUUUGAUACACUGCCGAUUUUGCAGGUUUUCUUACUUACAGAGCAUGUAGAGGUCUGUAAUUUUUAUCAUAGGUACACUUCAACUGUGAGAGACGGAAUCUGAAACAAAAAUCCAGAAAAUCACAUUGUAUGAUUUUUAAGUAAUUCAUUUGCAUUUUAUUGCAUGACAUAAGUAUUUGAUACAUCAGAAAAGCAGAACUUAAUAUUUGGUACAGAAACCUUUGUUUGCAAUUACAGAGAUCAUUCGUUUCCUGUAGGUCUUGACCAGGUUUGCACACACUGCAGCAGGGAUUUUGGCCCACUCCUCCAUACAGACCUUCUCCAGAUCAUUCAGGUUUCGGGGCUGUCACUGGGCAACACGGACUUUCAGCUCCCUCCAAAGAUUUUCUAUUGGGUUCAGGUCUGGAGACUGGCUAGGCCACUCCAGGACCUUGAGAUGCUUCUUACGGAGACACUCCUUAAUUGCCCUGGCUGUGUGUUUCAGGUCGUUGUCAUGCUGGAAGACCCAGCCACGACCCAUCUUCAAUGCUCUUACUGAGGGAAGGAGGUUGUUGGCCAAGAUAUCGUGAUACAUGGCCCCAUCCAUCCUUCCCUCAAUACGGUGCAGUCGUCCUGUCCCCUUUGCAGAAUGACAAAGAAUGAUGUUUCCACCUCCAUGCUUCAUGGUUGGGAUGGUGUUUUUGGGGUUGUACUCAUUCUUCUUCUUCCUCCAAACACGGCGAGUGGAGUUUAGACCAAAAACCUAUAUUUUUGUCUCAUCAGACCACAUGACCUUCUCCCAUUCCUCCUCUGGAUCAUCCAGAUGGUCAUUGGCAAACUUCAGACGGGCCUGGACAUGCGCUGGCUUGAGCAGGGGGACCUUGCGUGCGCUGCAGGAUUUUAAUCCAUGAUGGCAUAGUGUGUUACUAAUGGUUUUCUUUGAGACUGUGGUCCCAGCUCUCUUCAGGUCAUUGACCAGGUCCUGCCGUGUAGUUCUGGGCUGAUCCCUCACCUUCCUCAUGAUCAUUGAUGCCCCACGAGGUGAGAUCUUGCAUGGAGCCCCAGACCGAGGGUGAUUGACCGCCAUCUUGAACUUCUUCCAUUUUCUAAUAAUUGCGCCAACAGUUGUUGCCUUCUCACCAAGCUGCUUGCCUAUUGUCCUGUAGCCCAUCCCAGCCUUGUGCAGGUCUACAAUUUUAUCCCUGAUGUCCUUACACAGCUCUCUGGUCUUGGCCAUUGUGGUGAGGUUGGAGUCUGUUUGAUUGAGUGUGUGGACAGGUGUCUUUUAUACAGGUAACGAGUUCAAACAGGUGCAGUUAAUACAGGUAAUGAGUGGAGAACAGGAGGGCUUCUUAAAGAAAAACUAACAGGUCUGUGAGAGCCAUAAUUCUUACUGGUUGGUAGGUGAUCAAAGACUUAUGUCAUGCAAUAAAAUGCAAAUUAAUUACUUAAAAAUCAUACAAUGUGAUUUUCUGGAUUUUUGUUUUAGAUUCUCUCUCACAGUUGAAGUGUACCUAUGAUAAAAAAUGACAGACCUCUACAUGCUUUGUAAGUAGGAAAACGUGCAAAAUCGGCAGUGUAUCAAAUACUUGUUCUCCCCACUGUACGUGUAUGAUACUUGCUCAGAGCCUGGCUGAGUUCAGUCUGCGUGGAGAGAGAUUCAUUACCACUGUGUAUAGUUGACUCGUUAGCGUUUUCACCAUUUCUGUUCGUUUAGACGUGGGACAUUGCAAGUGCAUGGGGUUGAUUAGACAGACACAGUCUCAGUUUUGUGUGUUUUAUCCAUGUUUUGAGCAUCUCUACCCCUCUCUCCCUCCCUUUCUGUUUUUACCCCCCUGAAGGCGGUAUCAUGGGACACGUGGGAGGUAAGCACAGUCAUCAUACUCCAUAUUGGCCAUAGAUUCCCUCCAACAGGAACUGUCUAGAUGAUACUCUCAGAAUAACAAAAUAGUGCUUUCAGGGUUUUCAGGUUUGCUUUCAGGGUUUUCAGGUUUGCUUUCAGGGUUUUCAGGUUUGCUUUCAUGUCCUAACUAAAUUAUAAUCUCCUCAGCUGUAAAAAAGAAUAGAACCUACAACAAAAGUAUGGAUAUAGCGCAAGAUGUUACCUGGUAGCCUGAAUGCCAGUCUGUUUGUGCCAUCAUACCAUCAUGCCAACUCCAUAGCAAUAGCCUACUUUGAAUUGAAAAAACGUAAUUAUCUAAAACGUAAUUAUCUAAAACCUAAUGAUCUUUCCUAAUUGGUCUUUUCACUUUUUUUGCCACAUCCCCCACUUAUUUUUCAAUUAAUGAAUUCAUUAAAUUAAUUGUUAUUCAUUUCCUGCAUUGAUAUUAUCCCUGAUAAUUGGCUCAUUGCCAUGGAAACCCUGACCCAUUGCUUGGUCACUAUGGCUUCCUAUGGUAUCCUAUGGUAUCCUAUGGCCCAUUGUACCCCAUUUAACUGCCCCUACUCCCUCGCCCCUACCCCCCUACCUUCUAUACCCUCGCUCCUACCCCUACCCCCUACCCCCUACCCCUCGCCCCUACCCCUCGCCCCUGCCCAUUGCCAUGGAAAACCUGGUCUCUAUGGCUUCCAAUGGGUUUCCUAAUGCCAAUGGUCAUGCCCCAUUGUGCCCAUUUAAUUGUCCCUCCCCACCCCCUGCCCCUCGCCCCCCCCCCCCCCCUAGCCUGAGGAAACUCCUGCUCCACCAGAGGAGCCCCAGGGCUGGGAUGAUGAUGGUACCCUGCCGGUGCGUGCUGCCGGCUGGGAUGAUGACGGUACCCUGCCGGUGCGUGCUGCCGGCUGUGGGGAUGACGGUAUAGCUGCCGCCACGGCAGGCUGGGAUGACGAUGGCUCUCUGCCUGUGAGGGUGGAAGACUCCUGGGGGGAUGUUGCUGACUCUACAUCCAUAUCCCCAGCCACUGCUUCCGCUGCCGUGGCCGAGUCUGAGGCUGCUGGCUGGGAUGAUGAGGAUGUGGUGCCCCAGGUACGAUGGGAAAGAGUAGGAUGCAUCUGGAGCUGGGUGGAUGCAUCGGCUACAACACUGGCCUGGUGGUCUAGCAGGAUAGGAUGGAGGAUACUGUAGUUGUAGCUACGUGAUGGUGGAGCUCUCUGGUUCUGUCUGGUUCUGUCUGGUUCUGUCUGGUUCUUGUCUGGUUCUGUCUGGUUCUUCCCAGUAGUAGUAGACAGAGUGACAGGUAUUCUUUUUGAAAAACAGGUCUUCUGACCUCCAAUGGGACUUCCUGGUUAAAUAAAUAGAGCGCUGUGGAUCUUGUUUCUCCAGCUCCCUUCAGUCUUUCAGUCUGGUAACACUGUCUGGCUGUAACAGGGGACAGUUGAUAGACUGCAGUCUGGUAACACUGUCUGGCUGGAACAGGGGACAGUUGAUAGACUGCAGUCUGGUAACACUGUCUGGCUGGAACAGGGGACAGUUGAUAGACUGUGGUGUGUAUUUGAGUGACAUCAUGAUGUGCUGUUUGUGAUAGGUGGUCCUCUCUCUCCUUCUCCAACAGGCUGACACACCCCCAUCAGCUGCUGCAGCACCUACACCUACAGCCACAGCACCAGAGGAGGUAAGUGGCACCUUGAUUAGUAGGUUGGCUGGUAGGUUGGCUGGUUGGCUGGUAGGUUGGCUGGUAGAUUGGCUGGUAGGUUGGCUGUUAGGUUGGCUGUUAGGUUGGCUGGUAGAUUGGCUGUUAGGUUGGCUGUUAGGUUGGCUGGUAGGUUGGCUGUUAGGUUGGCUGGUAGAUUGGCUGGCAGGUUGGCUGUUAGGUUGGCUGGUAGGUUGGCUGGCAGGUUGGCUGUUAGGUUGAUUGAUAGGUUGGCUGGUAGGUUGGCUGGUAGGUUGGCUGGCUGGUAGAUUGAUUGAGUGAUUGGUGAUUGAGUGAUUAGUUGAUUCAAUUAUGAAUCGAUUGAUUGUCCUUAGAGCCCCGCACGGGCCUUCAUUGAAAAGCCCUCCCAUGCCCGCAACGUUCAGGUCCUACCCAGCCUAACCAGGCCCGAUUGCUGCUGCCAAAUUUAAGGCCCGGCCCUGCCCGAAACCGGAAAUAACUUCCUCCAUUAGCUGCUCCUCUCUGUCUGUUAUUCGCUCCCUGCGCCCAGCUCGCUCUGCAUGCGCUCUGCUCAUGGUGGCUCUGAGUCUGUGAGUAUCCAUAGCAACGGCUCCACUUGGGCUGCUCUGAGAGAGCAGUUAGCUGGUAGCUACUUUUCAUCACUCUAAACUCGGAGAAAACUCAAGGAACAGUAUUAUUUUCUGUGAAAUAAUCUGUCCUAUAUUGGACGAGGUUGAAGCGCUUCUGACACCACGUUAUGAUCUUAGUCAGAUAUGACUGUACUGCGCGUCAGAGCACGAGGAAAAUGGCUCAGCUUCAAAACGUUUGUGAUCAGUUUUGUGAUACCCGAACCCUGCCCUUACCCCGGCUCUUAACCUGAUGGAUAAUGGCGGAGCCCGUCGGGCUCGGGUCUGGUGGGAGAACUCUAAUCGUCUCAAUCACACACGUUACUGACACCCGCACAGGCACAAGGUCAAUGAGUGGAUGUAUGGGUACUACAUAUUUACAUGAUGCAUUUCUUUUUCAAGAUUCCUGCUGUAGCAGCAACCAAUGGGGCUUCAGAGGCGGUAGAGAUGCCUCCAGGAUUCCUCUUCAAAGUGAGCGGGGAUGAUGAUGAUGAUGCUGAUGCUGAUGAUGAUGAUGAUAAUGAUGAUGAUGAUGAUGAAUAAAUGCUACGUAGUCUAACAUCUAUCUAUUAUUUCCAAGCGGGGAAUGAUAUGAAACUGAAUUGUACAAUUUUUUUUCUCCAUCGUGUUCAGGUGACCACCAUGCAUGACUAUGCAGCUAACGACUCCGAUGAGCUGGAGAUGAAGGCCGGAGACAUAGUGCUGGUUGUGGCCUUCGACAACCCGGAAGAACAGGUCAGUACAAGCCCACUUCAUCUCAUCUUUACCCACCUCCUUGGCCCUAACCCGUCAAUAUGGUGAAACGCUCCACCACUACACACCUUCAGAUCUGCAAGCAUCGAAGUGUUAGAAACCAAGAGGGAAGAGAGUAACGAUGAAGUACUGCUGAUACUGUCUGCUUUGUGCUCUGCUUACAGGGAACUGACAAAAUAAAGGAAACACUUGAGUAAAUGAGGGAUACAGAGUAUAUUGAACGCAGGGAUUUCCACACAGGUGUGGUUCCUGAGUUAAUUAAGCAGUUAACAUCCCAUCAUGCUUAGGGCCAUGUAUAAAAAUGCUGGGCAGGGCGAUUAUUUUGGCUACCAUGGCUAUGCCCCCAUAGGAUGACAAUGCCUCCAUCCACAGGGCACGAGUGGUCACUGAAUGGUUUGAUGAGCAUGAAAACUACACUGAGUGGACAAAACAUUAGGAACACCUGCUCUUUCCAUGACAGACUGACCAGGUGAAUCCAGGUGAAAGCUAUGAUCCCUUAUUGAUGUCACCUGUUACAUCCACUUCAAUCAGCGUAGAAGAAGGGGAGGAGACAGGUUAAAGAAGGAUUUUUAAGCCUUGAGACAAUUGAGCCAUGGAUUGUGUGUGUGUGCCAUUCAGAGGGUGAAUGGGCAAGACAAAAUAUUUAAGUGCCUUUGAACGGGGUAUGGUAGUAGGAGCCAGACGCACCGGUUUGUGUUAAGAACUGCAACACUGCUGGGUUUUUUCACGCUCAACAGUUUCCUGUGUGUAUCAAGAAUGGUCCACCACCCAAAGGACAUCCGGCCAACUUGACACAACUGUGGGACGCUUUUAACACCUUGUAGAGUCCAUGCUCCGACUAAUUGAGAAUGUUCUGAGGGCAAAAGGGGGUGCAACUCAAUAUUAGGAAGGUGUUCCUAAUGUUUUGUGCACUCAGUGUAUGUAAACCAUAUGCCAUGGCCAUCUCAGUCACCAGAUCUCAACCCAAUUCAACACUUAUGGAAGAUUCUGGAGCGGCGACUGAGACAGCGUUUUCUACCAUCAUCAACAAAACACCAAAUUAUGGAAUUUCUCGUGGAAGAAUGGAGUCGCAUCACUCCGAUAUAGUUCCAGAUACUUGUAGAAUCUAUGCCGAGGUGCAUUGAAGCUGUUCUGGUGGCUCGUGGUGGCCCAACGCCCUAUUAAGACACUUUAUGUUGGUGAUUCCUUUAUUUUGGCAGUGACCUGUAUAUCCGUACUGUUUUGUGUGUGUGUGUGUGUGUGUGUUGCAGGAUGAGGGCUGGCUGAUGGGGAUGAAGGAGGAAGACUGGAUCCAGAAUAAAGAGAGAGCCCUCAAAGGAGUGUUCCCUGAGAACUUCACCUCCAGGCUGUGAGAGAGGAGACGCCAUACUUCCUCUCCUACUAUGACCUCUCUCUCUUCCACAAUAUUCUCUCUUCUCUUGCCUCUCUCUCUUCCCUCUCUUCCCUCUCUCUCUUCCCUCUCUCUCUCUCUUUGUCAGAAUUUGUUCAAGAAGAACAUUACUCUAUUGUCCAAUUUUACAUGUGCACAAGCUCUGACAGAAAUUCAACUUCUGCUUUAUCCCAGCCCCUCCUCUUCUCUCUCUCUUCUCUCUCUCUCUCUCUUCCCUCCCUCUCU